This is a messenger RNA of Heterotrigona itama, 1726 nucleotides long. The record is from the annotation of a GenBank genome assembly. Lineage: Eukaryota; Metazoa; Arthropoda; Insecta; Hymenoptera; Apidae.
CAUUGUUCGCGCACAGGACGCUCAUCGUAUGUCCAUAUGGUACCUGGCUAAAGAUUAUUUCCAAGAAGACCAAGCCGUUAGCGUCCGAGGCAAGUUUCAUACUGGCUUUUACAUCAAAUUUCUUUAUUACCGAUCGAUCCUCAAUUACCAAUCACGUACAUACAUAUUUUCUUUCAACAACGUUGCACAAAACUGAAUAAUAUUUCUAAGAAUUUCCAUUCCCAUUAAAUUACAAUCGAUGACCGUAAGAAUUCUCGCGAGUCUUCCAAUCGAUGAGAUCCUAAGAAUCGGUUUAUACUCAAGAAGCACGGAUAUAUAAGAUAUUUAUUUAUCUCAUCUCGUGUAAUUGCUAAAUUUUUGAAAUCGUCGUUUGAUUCGACGUUUUCAUAUUUCAUAUGAACAAGACGCGCGCCAGCAAUCGAGACUAUCAGUGCAUAACGAUAGCGAUAAUAUCUUGUGCGUAACUGUAAAUAACUGUAAAUCAUAGAAAGAAUAAUUGUCCCACAAAUGGACGAAGGAAUGUACAAAAUUACUCGACAUAUUACGGUAUAAAUAGGUCUUGACGAGUUACCUGCUGCAAACAAAUGAGCCACCAUGGACGUCGUAUUUCGUUAAAUAUACCGAUGUUGUCAAUGAUCAAAAAGGGAUGUCUCACUUCAAUUGGCCAGUAGGCAACAGCAAUUAUCACGUACUUAGAACUGGCUGUUUCCCAUAUAUUAAAUAUCACUGUACAAAAAGGCCACAACAAGACCUUAACCUCGAGGACAAAUUUUUCAAGGCGAUCAAGCUAUUGAACCUUGGUAUACCUACAUUAAUGUAUGGAUUGGCAGCAAUUUUCUUAAUUAAACACCGAGAAAUCGUGAAAACAUCUCGGGGAGAUGUGGUGAUCCAUUUUUUAUUACCCGAGGACAAGGGUUCUAUGUACUGAUACAUUCGUAGACACACUGUCUUGUAUUAAUGUUGAUAUAUCUAUGUAAUUUUUAAUGUUUUUAAUGUUUUAACCAAAUAAAAAAGUUAUAGGAACUAACGUGUUUAUUUCUAUAAAAAUAUAUUAAUAUAAGAUUGUGUUUCUAAAUAAAAUAGAUAAUAAGUAUUCUAUCAUAGUUUUUUCAAAAUUAUGAUUUUUUUAAUUAUAACAUUUGCUUUAUUUAGAAAUUGAUGAUAUUAUAUGAAUUUUUUCUCGAUUUCUUUUAGACACUGAAAAAUAUAUCAAGUAUAUAUAGAUGAUUUCCGCUUAUAUUUUAUGGUAAAAAACAUUUAAUGGUUAAUUAUUACAUAUAUAAUUAUGCUAUUUACAAUACGACACAUUUAUAAAAUUAAGUAAAUACAAUACGUUCAUCCAACAUUUCAGAUUCGAGAGAAUGCGAUCUAACAAUAGACAUAUACACCAACCAACUUAAAUAUAAAAUGCAAAUUGAAAAUCAUAAAAUUUUGAAAAAGAAAUAUUUAUAAUAAUUCAUGUAAAGAAUACGUGUAAAAUAGAUUUUAUAUGAAAACAAUUCAUCAGCAAAUAACAUAGCUAUAAUUAAGAUGAUAUCGGCUCAGUAUUUUGUUUUCUCUAUUCCUAUGUAAAAAUCUAUAUAUCGCAAAUUCUUGCCGUAUUAAUCUAAAUCGUGUCAACGACUCUUACACAGAGAAUAAAGUAGAAAUGUACAAAUUUAUCAUUAACGUAGCUUUGCAAUUAUAAUUUUAUUAUACAGGCUGUCCCGUAACUAAUGAUAUAAUC